Triticum turgidum subsp. durum (durum wheat) is the source of this 1692-nucleotide messenger RNA. NCBI's taxonomy places the organism in Eukaryota, Viridiplantae, Streptophyta, Magnoliopsida, Poales, Poaceae. The record is from the annotation of a GenBank genome assembly.
AUGACCUCCUCCAUCCCCACCCCCCCGGCGGCGGCGGCGGCGCCCGAGUCACCGUCCACCAUCACGGACGGCGCGGUCAGCGGCACACUCCCGGGGGCCGAGGCCUUCGCCGUGCACUACCCCGGAUACCCCUCCUCUCCCGCUCGCGCCACCCAUACCCUCGGCGGCCUCCCCGCCAUCGCCAAGGUCCGGAGUUCCGACCCCGGCUCCCGCCUCGAGCUCCGCUUCCGCCCGGAGGACCCCGACUGCCACCCGACCUUCGGCGAGCCCCGCGCCUCCACUGGCCUGCUCCUCCGCCUCUCAAGGCCCAAGGGAGGCUCCGCGCCACCGCGUGCCGAGGUGGUGGCGCGCGUCCGGACCGCCUACCAUUUCGAUGGCAUGGCAGAUUUUCAGCAUGUCGUCCCAGUUCAUGCUGCUCAAGUGAGAAAAAGAAAACGGUUAGAUUGUCCCAGUGUUAAAGAUGAUUUAGGCACUGAUAUGGCAGGAGGUCUAGACACGGAUGAUGGAGAUGUCAUGAUGUUGGUACCACCACUCUUCGCAAUAAAGGAUAAUCCAACAAACAUAGCGCUUCUACCAUCGACCAAUGCACUAUCCAAGAGCAUGCAAAGGGGAGUUGUGCGGCAUCGGUGGGAGAUGGAUAUUGAACCAACCCUUGCGCUUCCUUUCAACAUUCAAGCUGUCCCCAAGAAGGUUAACUGGGAAGACCACAUACCAAGGAAUUCAUCAGAGUGGGAUUCGCAGAUGGCUGUGUGCAAAUUAUUUGACGAGCGUCCUGUGUGGCCAAGACAGUCACUUUAUGAACGUUUGCUUGAUGAUGGUGUGCAUGUGUCAACAAGCCAGUUCAAAAGCCUUUUGUUUAAAGCUGGAUACUACUUCUCUACUGGACCCUUUGGUAAAUUCUGGAUCAAAAAAGAAUAUGAUCCUCGUAAAGAUCCCGAGUCACGAAUAUAUCAGCGAAUUGAUUUUCGCAUGCCUCCUGAGCUAAGGAAUCUUCAAACGAAAAGGCACGAUGGAUCUGAGAAGUGGUCAGAGAUGUGCAAGCUUGAAAGGAUGCCAUCGAAAAGUUUCAUCUUCCUGCAAUUAUUUGAACUGAAGGAUGACUUCAUUCAAGCCGAAAUUAGAAAACCUUCUCAUCAAUCAACUUGCUCACAUUCGACAGGUUGGUUUUCUAAGCCAAUGAUUAAAAGUUUGAGGUUACAACUAUGCAUAAGGUUCCUCUCAUUAUGUCCUAAUGAAGAUGCCAAAACCCUUUUGAGAAGUUCCCAUCAACUUCUUGAAAGGUCCAAAAAGCAGGAAGCUAUUUGCAGAUCCGAGCAACUGAAGGAAAGAAAAGAUGUUGAUGAAGAAGCGCCUGCUGAACAUGUUGGAUCUGAGGAUCAGAUGGACACUAACAACUCUGAUAGUGAAGAUGCUGAUGACGAGGAAGAGGAAGAUAAAGAGGAAUCAGAUGGUUAUGAUUCUCCAGCCAUGGCCGAGGAUGUUCCUGAUUUCGCCUUACAUGAGUCCUAUGUAUCAGACACACUUGGAGAAGGCUUCUCCACUGGAUACCUUGAGGAGGUGUUGCGCAGCUUUCCACUGAAUGAAGAUGGCCAGAAUAAAUCAGGUGAUGCCCUUAAUAAUGGUGAAGCAAGUGAUGGGGAGUUUGAAAUUUUCGAACAGCCUAGUGACGAUGAAGAGUAUUCCGAUGGUUAG